This is a messenger RNA of Nanorana parkeri, 2716 nucleotides long. It is a transcript of the gene MYCBPAP, whose product is annotated as MYCBP associated protein. Lineage: Eukaryota; Metazoa; Chordata; Amphibia; Anura; Dicroglossidae. The coding region runs from base 42 to 2702 and encodes 886 amino acids. The record is from RefSeq and is a predicted model, not a curated record. The transcript has 19 exons.
UUGUGUACCGUUGCCAUAGAGACGGUGCGCUGGAGUCCAGCAUGGCGAACAAGCCGGGGAAGAAGGAAUUUCCGGGCAGAUCCCCACCGGAGAAAAGGAAGUCAAAGGUAAAUGAGCAGCCUACUCCACCAGUGCCCAUUGAACUAAGUGACACCUCUACAAGCAGCACGCUGACAGGAGAUGAAAUUCAGUCCCUGGCAAUCAGAUUUGGUGAUCUGGAGAAGCUCCAUCUUCCGCGGCGUCCCAAAGAAGAGCAGAAGUCCCCAGUCGCAAAUAGAGUUUUAAUUCGCAAACAUCAUGAUAAAGAGGAGAGUAGAAAAAGACAUCUGUUGGUGGCACGUCCUGCGCCACAAGAUUCUUCAUCCAAGGGACAAACAUUUUCAGGUAUGCCGUUACCUCUCAGUGCCACACAUGGUCAGCUUCAGCCGCAUAACAUUCUGGGGAGUUUGCAGGAGCUCAGAAAAGAAGCCACAGCAAGAGGGAACUUGCAGAUUGCUGAGCUUGUCUCAGAAUGGACAAAACCAGAUUUCCUGAACUUGGGAACACAUGAUGAGACGGGGAGACUCCAACAGAAAGACAUUAUCCACCGUCAUCACAAUCAGGACAACGCUCUACUCAACUGGCAGCAUCACAUGACCCUGAGGAAGAGGCAGCUGGACUCAUUAUCACGUCGCCUGGGUAAGCCUAGUGAGCAGCUUGCAAUGAACAUUUGUGAUGAUUACCGCAGCAUCCAGGAGGAGAGACAUGCUAUAGACCGCUGUAUCCCCGCGCUGGAGAGCGGCAAGGGUUAUCGUAUUGGAAGUGAGUUCUGGAACGUGCCUGAGCGGAUUGGCGAUGAGCUGAGUGGAUUGACAAUAACACUCACUCAGCAUGAACAUGGAUACCCAUUGCCUAUCACUCACAUAGGCAAGCCCUCUAGCAUCAAGCAGGAAACAGGUCUAACUGAACGCCCUCCAUAUUAUAACACGUGGGAUAAGAGUUUGUAUUUCCAGCAUCGUAGGCAUGAGCUAAAAGCCAUCAUGGAGGAACUCAACUUCACAAAGCCGGAUAUAGAUGGAUUGGAAGUAGUGGGACGAGGGCGGCCUUUUUCAUCUGUUUCUGCAAAACACUUCCCAUUAGUACAUGAGCAACUUGAAGAAACUCUUACAGAAGACAAGGAGAACCUGGAUCCUCUCCAAGAUUACCCUGAUGUAGUGGAAGAUUUUGUCCUGGGCCCGUCAUUGCUUUUCUGUGGGCAACCAGCAGCCUGGGUAGAAGAUCCCAUAGUGUCUCAUAGGGACAAAGCCGGCAUCUCUACACGUAUCACCUUCGAAGCUCUAGCUGGGGAGAAAGCCUCAUCGGUAAUAGAAGUGGUCAACAACGGAAGUGCGGCUGUUUGGUACGAGUGGAGGCGUCUGCCCAACACCACUAACCUGAAGGAAUGUCGCAAUGAGUCGCGAGUACAACGUUUCUAUUUCAACACAAAUGCUGGCGUGAUCCUGCCAGGAGAGACGCAGACCUUCCCUUUCCAUUUCAAGUCUCCGACCGCAGGGAUCUUUGGGGAGAGCUGGGAGUUCUGCACACACCCGGUGUUAUUGGCUGGUGCUCUGAUACAAGUGUCCCUAUGGGGAAUCUCUCUGUAUGAAGACAAGACGGCCCUGAUGAGGGAGGAGCUACAGAGGGAGAUGAAGUCACAGGAGGCCAAAUAUAUUGCUCAGAAGAUAUUACAGGAGAUUAUGAAUGGCGUGCGUAGCCUAGAACGUCCUCAGUCACCUCCCACAUGUGUAACUGAAGAAGAAAUGUUCCACCUAAUGAACCCAGAGUUACACUACAAGAAUCAGACUGUUCAGGAACUGCAGCAGUUAUGGAGGGAAUAUAUAUCCCCGGGCACACAGACAAGUGCCGUCCUACCACAAGAGGCAAUGGAUCCUGUGCCGGUCAUAUCCUACCUCCUAGAACAAAAUGACUCGGAGGCUAAAGAGGAGGCCAGUCUAAAAUGGAACUUGUCAGUUGUACAUCUAAAACAGGCUUCAGAUGUGAUCCUUGAGGAUGAACGACAAGAGACCUUCCUUUUCCAUGUAAACAGACUCGUCAGUGAACUGACCACACCGGCUCUGGAGUCUUCUGUGGACAUGUUGCAGCAAGCCUGUCUUCAGCUAUGGAGGGAUGCCAUAGAUAAACUAGUGGAACGGUCCAUGGAGCUACGAUUUGUACUGGGCAUGCCAGACAAGGAUGUGACAACAGAAUUUGUAAUAGAAGAAACAGUGGUGGAUCUGAAGCACGGGAAGGCAGGGAAAGAUGAGAAGAGAACAGGAGGGAUGAAAGACGAUAAAAAAACACCCAAAGGAAGGGACAGAGAGGAGAAAAAAGGUGGAAAGCAUGGAGGAAAGGAUCGAUUGGAAAAGGAGGACCGUCCUAGCAGCAGGAAGUUGAAGGGCAAGGAAGACAAGAAAUCCUCAAAGACGACAGCCCUCUCUGGAGAGAACAAGGAGCUGGUAUCAUCGGGAGACAGCCUGGACUUGUCUCCUCCACAGUCCCGUCUCUGCCAAGUGGAUCCAAUUAUACAAGAGAAGUAUCAGGAGAGCCUGUACACUGAGCUUUAUGGAAUCCUGGUCUCUGUGGCACAAGAUUUUGUGGCCAUUGCUGAAGACCUAAAAAGCCAUUCGACACCCAGCGGGAAUCUGGACACAUUAGAGAGCUUCCAGUACAUCAUUCCUCAAUAGAGUUUCACAUUCUU